This is a messenger RNA of Verticillium dahliae VdLs.17, 1029 nucleotides long. RefSeq lists its product as uncharacterized. Gene Ontology annotation, biological process: mitochondrion organization. NCBI's taxonomy places the organism in Eukaryota, Fungi, Ascomycota, Sordariomycetes, Glomerellales, Plectosphaerellaceae. The coding region runs from base 1 to 1029 and encodes 342 amino acids. The transcript has 2 exons. The record is from RefSeq and is a predicted model, not a curated record. Gene Ontology annotation, cellular component: SAM complex.
AUGCCCUCAUUUGAGCUCCAUGUUUGGGGCCCGGCCUUUGGCCUCCCCUCCAUCGACGCAGAGUGUAUCGCCGCCAUUGCCUAUCUGCACAAGGCUCUUCCCAGCGCAGAAUGGACUCUCAUUCCCAGUAGCGACCCCUCCGUCACUGCAGCUCAUCGCCUCCCUGCUCUUCACUCAACGACCACAGACACAUGGUCUUCCGGCUAUGCUGCCAUUGCCGCCCAGCUCGCCCAGACGCCCUACUCUCUAGACGCAUCUCUCACGCCCGCGCAGGCGGCCGACGUGGCAGCUUACUCUUCUUAUCUCACCACACGCCUGGCACCUCUCCUCGACAUAUCACUCCACGCCCUGCCGAGGAACUGGGCGCAGACGACCCGACCCGCCUACAGCACCAUCCUGCCGUUCCCCUUAACCUGGACCCUGCCCACGGCCCUUCACGCCGCCGCUCUCGACCGUUCCGCCCCGUACCUCGCCGGCCUGACGCUGCCCGACGAAGACAGCGACGACAAGGAGACUACGAGCGCCCUCGACGCCGCUCUCAAGCACAUCCCGGCGCCGCGCAAGAAAUCCCCCCUUGAAGACCUCGCACCCACAGAAGCGGCCACCAUCCGCCUGCACGCCCUCGCCCUCGACGCCCUCGCCCCGCUCAACGCCCUGCGCGCCGAGGGCGAGGAAUCCCCAGGCACAAGACUCCGUCUCUCGCCUUCUUCUUCGUCUUCGGCCGACCCGGACACGCCCCCCACGUCCCUCGACUGCCUCGCCCUCGGCUACCUCUCCCUCAUCCGCCGCGCCCCCGUCCCCCACGACUUCCUACGCAAGGCCCUCGAGGCCAACUUCCCGACCCUCGCCCGCAUGACCGCCGACCUCGCCGAGAGGUGCCUCACCGCCCCGGGCCCCCUGCCAUGGGCCCCCGACAGCGCCACGCCGACCGUCGCCCGGACCCUCUCGCGCUUCGCCGCCGACGUGCUGCGCGUCACGCCCGUCGCGGACCCGUACUUCGUCAGCGAGGCACGACGGGGCUCCAAGUAA